Messenger RNA from Saccoglossus kowalevskii, 513 nucleotides. RefSeq names its product endochitinase-like. NCBI's taxonomy places the organism in Eukaryota, Metazoa, Hemichordata, Enteropneusta, Harrimaniidae. The record is from RefSeq and is a predicted model, not a curated record.
AUGACUCAAAGUGAGAUGAUUCUAAGUGAGAUGACUCUAAGUGAAAUGACUCUAAGUGAGAUGACUCAAAGUGAGAUGACUCAAAGUGAAAUGACUCAAAGUGACAUGACUCUAAGUGAGAUGACUCUAAGUGAGAUGACUCUAAGUGAGAUGACUCUAAGUGAAAUGACUCUAAGUGAAAUGACUCUAAGUGAGAUGACUAAAAGUGAGAUGAUUCUAAGUGAAAUGACUCUAAGUGAGAUGACCCAAAGUGAGAUGACUCUAAGUGAAAUGACUCUAAGUGAGAUGACUCAAAGUGAGAUGAUUCUAAGUGAGAUGACUCUAAGUGAGAUGACUCUAAGUGAGAUGACUCAAAGUGAAAUGACUCAAAGUGAGAUGACUCUAAGUGAGAUGACUCUAAGUGAGAUGACUCAAAGUGAGAUGACUCAAAGUGAGAUGACUCUAAGUGAGAUGACUCUAAGUGAGAUGACUCUAAGUGAAAUGACUCUAUGUGAGAUGACUCAAAUGAAAUGA